ACCUACUGUACACAGGGAGCCACGCUGCACUGCUACUACCAGCUCUUGGAAGAAUACCUGGAAGCAAUCUCGGCGGGAAAGAGGGAAACAUGGCCCUUCAGUCAUGGAUUCUGACUUACUUGUGCCUGCUCUCCUCCGGAACUGGUGAGUUCUUCUUCAGAGCAAAUUAUUCCAGAAGCUAUCCCUGUGAUGAGAAAAUGGAAAAUGCCUCUGUGAUUGCAGAAUGCAAUGAUCGCCGACUACAAGAAGUUCCCCAAACUAUAGGCCAAUAUGUGACAGAAAUAAACUUGUCUGACAAUUCCAUCAUGCAUGUAACAAACGAGUCCUUUCGAGAGCUGCGAAACCUCAUUAAAAUAAAUCUGAACCACAAUGCCAAUCAAGCACACCCAAAUGAAAAUAAAACUGGUAUGAAUAUUACAGAUGGAGCAUUCCUCAACCUCAAAAAUCUGAAGGUGUUACUGCUUGAAGACAACCAAUUAUGUGCUAUGCCAACUGGCUUGCCUGAGUCUUUGAGAGAACUUAGCCUAAUUCAAAACAAUAUAAGUACGGUAACUAAAAACAACACUCUGGGGCUUCGGAACAUGGAGAGACUCUAUUUGGGCUGGAACUGCAAUUUUUCUUGUAAGCAAAACUUUAGCGUGGAAGAUGGGGCAUUUCAAAACCUUAUAAACUUGAAGGUGCUCUCCUUGUCUUUCAACAGGCUUUUCCACGUGCCUCCCAAACUACCAAGCUCCCUAAGAAAACUUUUCCUGAGCAAUGCCAAGAUUAUGACUAUCACGCAGGAAGACUUUAAGGGACUGGAACACUUAACAUUACUAGAUCUGAGUGGCAACUGUCCGAGGUGUUACAAUGCCCCUUUUCAAUGCACGCCUUGUGAAAAAAACUUGUCCCUCACCAUACAUCCCCUGGCUUUUCAAGGUCUCACCAAACUUCAAUAUCUAAACCUCUCCAGCACUUCCCUCCAGUCCAUUACUUCCACCUGGUUUGACAAUCUAACAAAUCUGAAGGAACUCCAUCUUGAAUUCAACUAUUUACUACAAGAAAUUGCUUCAGGGGAAUUUUUAACGAAACUACCCAAUUUACAAAUCCUUGAUCUGUCGUUCAACUUUCAAGAAAGCAAAUAUUUACCAUCUAUUAAUAUUUCCUCAAACUUCUCUAAGCUUCAUUCUCUCAAGAGAUUGCACUUAAAGGGCUAUGUAUUUUACAAACUUGAACAGAAAAAUUUUGCACCCCUUCAGAGUCUUCGAAACUUAACAACUAUCGACUUGGGCAUUAACUUUAUUACGAAAAUUGAUUUUAAAAUUUUCCAAGAUUUCCCCCUUCUGAAAGUUAUUUCCUUGUCAGAGAACCGUAUAACACCCACAAUAGAUCACACAAACAACCCCUCUUUGCCAUAUCAUCUCCUUAAAUCCGGCUCAACCGUCACCAAGUUUGAUCCCCACGCGAAUUUUUAUCACAGCACCAAACCUUUAAUAAAGCCACAGUGUGCUGCUUAUGGCAAAGCCUUGGAUUUAAGUUUAAACAAUAUUUUCCUUAUUGAGAAAAAUCAAUUUGAGCCUUUUCAGGACAUUGACUGCUUAAAUCUGUCCUUCAAUGCUAACAAUCAAGUGUUGAGUGGCACAGAAUUCUCAGCCAUGCCCCACCUCAAAUAUUUGGAUUUAUCUCACAACAGACUAGACUUUGAUGACAACAAUGCUUUCAGUGAACUUCAAGAACUGGAAGUGCUCGACCUGAGUCACAAUGAACACUAUUUCAGUAUAGCAGGGGUAACACACCGCCUAGGAUUUAUCCAGAACCUAAUGAACCUCAGUGUGCUAAACCUGAGCUACAAUGGCAUUUACACGCUCACAGAGGACAAAGAGCUGAAAAGCAUGUCUCUGAAAGAAUUGGUUUUCAGCGGAAACCGCCUUGACCUUUUGUGGAACGCAGACGACAACAGUUACUUGACCAUUUUCAGAAAUCUCAGGAAUCUGACACACCUAGACUUAUCUUACAAUAACCUUCAACAAAUCCCCAAUAAAGCAUUCCUCAGCUUGCCCCAGAGCCUCGAAGAGCUGCGAAUCAAUGGGAACAGGUUACGUUUUUUUAAUUGGACCUCCCUCCAGUAUUUUCCUCGGCUCCGUUUACUGGACUUACGGAGAAACAAGCUGUAUUUUCUAACCAAUUGCCUAUCUAAGUUUACAUAUUCCCUGGAAACAUUGCUGCUGGGCCAUAAUGAAUUCUCUCACCUGCCUCCUGGCUUUCUCUCUGAAGCCAGUAGUCUGGUCCACCUGGAUCUAAGUUUCAACAUGAUAAAGAUGAUCAAUAAGUCCUCCCUGCAAACCAAGACUGAAACACAUUUGUCUGUUCUGGAACUAAGUGGGAACCAUUUUGACUGCACAUGCGACUCAGGUGAUUUUCGAAGCUGGAUAGAUGAAAACAUGAACAUCACAAUUCCUCGACUAGUAGAUGUUAUUUGCACCAGUCCUGGGGAUCAAAAGGGGAAGAGCAUCAUGAGUCUAGAGCUCAUGAUGUGUCUUUCAGAUACCACUGCAGUGAUCCUGUUUUCCCUCACAUUCCUCAUCACCGCCACGGUUAUGUUGGCCACCCUGGGUCACCAUCUGUUUUACUGGGAUAUGUGGUUUAUCUAUCACAUGUGUUCAGCUAAGUUAAGAGGCUACAGGUCCUUGGCCACAACCCGAACUUUCUACGAUGCUUACAUUUCUUACGACACCAAAGAUGUGUCUGUUACCGACUGGGUCAUCAAUGAACUGCGCUACCACCUUGAAGAGAGUGAAGGCAAAAAUGUCCUCCUCUGCUUAGAGGAAAGGGAUUGGGAUCCAGGGUUAGCCAUCAUCGAUAACCUCGUGCAGAGCAUAAACCAGAGCAAGAAGACAAUCUUCGUGUUAACCAAAAAAUAUGCCAAGAGCUGGAACUUUAAAACAGCUUUUUACUUGGCCUUGCAGAGGCUAAUGGAUGAGAACAUGGACGUGAUUAUCUUCAUCCUCCUGGAACCCGUCUUGCAGUAUUCCCAGUACCUGAGGCUGCGGCGGAGAAUCUGUAAGAGUUCCAUCCUCCAGUGGCCUGACAACCCCAAAGCAGAAAACUUGUUUUGGCAAAGUCUGAAAAACGUGGUCUUGACUGAAAACGAUUCACGGUAUGACAAUUUCUACACUGAAUCCAUUAAGCAAUAUUGAUACCGGGAAGUCAUGACUCCGCGCCAUCCUAAAAACACAUAGCUUCUCUUUGCCAAGGACUGUGGUGAGUGCAGAAACUCAGGGCUGCUCAAGGUGCUGCUCGUCGCUAAACAGGAGACUUGCAUCAGCCCCUCUAAGGCUCAGGUAACUUUGUGGAAGAGGCGGUCGAAAGAAUGUAUGAGCUGGAAGACGUGGAGAAGGGCUGAGGAUGCUCUCUUGUGGGCAUGACACAGCCACUGUGAUCAUGAUCUCAUAGCAACUAUGGUUGCCUGCAGGGGUCUGCACAGAAGUACUGACUGUGAAAAAGACCCUUGUUGGGAGGAGGGUAGGUUAGCCACAGUGGGAGGGAGAGAGGAAAAGGUGGACAUGUGAGUAACUAUAAUGCAUGGGUCUCCUUCAGAGACUUGCCUGUGGGAUCCACUCCCAAGUUCACACCCAUGCAAUUGUCCUCAAGAUUCAGUUUCUCCUGUGUGUUAGCCAAAGACUGCUCUCAGCUGCCUGCUCUGUGGACCUCUCUCCCAAGGCUUCAUCAAAGUCAACAAGAGGGGACACAGAGGUCUACAAGAGUCAGCCUUUUGGAAGUUAAUCGGGUAAUUGAUAGCCCGCCACUGCAGCUGUAUUCUAUUUGAUCGAAGUCAACCACAGCUACUACCAGCUUCAGGCACCAAAUUCCUCAGGUCUGGGGAAAGCUACUGAAAACCAGAAUAACAGAGCUAGGAACAUCUCGGCUAAGAGAAAAUAGUCUGACCAAGAUGAGCGAUUGUCUGAGUCAGUCAUUAACCAUUUCCUUGGACUGAAAUUCAGGGACAGUCUGCCAUCUUUGUCACAGAUCAUCAAUGUCAGAGGGUUAGAUCACAUGGGCAAUCAGCAGGCAGCCUAUUUUACCUACAUUUCAAUUCCUAAGAACAUUUGACAUUAAGAUGCUGGUGAAAUUGAUGCUAUAGAUAUGGCUAUAGAGUUAUGUUACAUUGUGAUUGCAUUAAUCUUUCUUUUACAAUGACUUUUUAAAAUAUUUUUGAGAUUAUAAUUCCAACAUUUCCUGCUUCUCCUUUCUCCCUCCAAACCCUCUCAGGCAUUCCCUCCAACUUUUACAAAUGCUGUCUAUGAUAUUUACUUUUAAGGUUUAGAUGAAAUUUAAAAACUGAAAAAUGACAGUUUUUUUUAAAUUCCUUUUAUUGUUUUUUUAACAAUUUUAAAAGCAUCCAUUUAAAUGAAAAGCUCUUGGAGUGUUUGUUAAUUCCCAUUUGGUGAACAUCUUAAAAUGAAUGAUUAAAAUUUCUGCAUUUUACAAAUGUGUGAUAAAUCUAUAGCAGGAAAUUAGAAUUGUAAUAUAAAAGUUAUCAUCUGCAUUGAUUAUUAUUUCUUUUUUGAAAAAUCUUCUGGAAAAUCAAAAGGCAUGCAGGUUUCAUAUGAAGAUUAUUACAGGAAUUAAUUCUAUCUUAUUUCAGUAUCAGAAGAAAAAAUCCAAAUAUCUAUUGGUAUCUUUUAUUAAUUCUCCCGAAGAGAACAAGUUUGACACUUCUCGCUGCAUCUAAAUGUGUCUUGCUUCUUUUGGUCAGUUUAUCGCAUCCUCUGUCUUUUAUCAACAUGAAACAUGUCAUGAAAUUUAUAUGAGAACAACUGGAGAUUAUGCAAAUAUAAGAACAUGGGGCCUGAGAAGAUAGCUCCCUUGGUAAAGUGCUUGCUUCAUGAGGAGUCCUCAUAACACUAGUUAAAAAAAAAAACAGAUGUGGUAGAGUGUGCUUAUAGUCUCAGGCCUGGGGGAGUAGAAAGAGGGCUUGAUGGCCAACCAGCCUAUUGCAAUCAAGGGAGCCCUAGGUCUCAGUGAGUGACCCCACCUCAAAAUGUCAAGGUAGAUGAUUCCCCAGGAGAACGAUGCCAAUGUUAUCUCCACAUACAUUAACAAAUUCAGCUACACUCUGGUGGGGGAAAGAGAGAGAGAGAGAGAGAGAGAGAGAGAGAGAGAGAGAGAGAGAGAGAGAGAGAGAGAGAGGAGAAUCCCUCUAAAUGUAAAGAAGAAUCUUCAACGCACCAUCUUGCCUUCAGUACAGUUUACAUUAGCCUUGUUAAGUGCAGCUUCGGUUAACCUUAACCUUGCAGGAUAGAAUAUUCUAAAAUACGCAUUUCUAAGAACUUCACCAAAAUAGUAUGUCAAAACAUUAUUGGAUAUGGGCAAAAAGAAAUUAGAACAAGUUGGCCAACGACAAUUUAACUUUGUAACAUCGGACCUGUUUUGUGACUGUGACACAUUUGUAGAAACCAGUGAGGCAUAGGGACAAAUAUCUAAAAGAACAAGAUCAUUCUACCAAGCUGACACCCAGCAAAGAGUGGGGAGGGCAGUCAGAGAUUCUCUUUUGUCUUGGUCGCUUUGGGCUGUGGUCUUGUGGUACAAAGCAGCACAGAUUGACUGGCUUACAGAUGACUGGAACGGGUUUCCAGCAGUUGUGCGGAUCUCAAAUAUGAGAUGAAGGCCCCUGCUUGACUGGGUUGUGGUUAGGAUUCUCUUCUGUAUUGCUGACUGCUUCUUAACAUGCUCAUUACAGUGAGAGUGCUCACUGGGGGCGCUUUACACAGUAGCCCAAGGGCUUCACUGCCUAAUAACUUUCCAAAGGCUUCCCUUCCUAGCAACCAUACUAGUGGGGUUAGGCUUUCAAGAGGUGAAGUCAAGUUAGCACAAGCAAGUCAGUCUAUAGUAUCCCUGUUUUCAUGGCUUUAACUUCAUGACUGAAAAAGUCUUUUCUUGUAGUCCCGAAUAGUUUUGAUAAAAAAUUAACUAGACAUUGUUCCAGUAGUGUUACUGUUAUGUUUGAAUGGAAAUGUCCCCCACGGACCCGUGUGCUCAAACUGUUGGUCCUCAGCCAGUGGUGUUGUGGAACCUUCUGGACAUGAGGCCUAAAUAAUAAACAUCGAAUUAUGUGGGUGGGCAUUAUGGCUUACAGUCUGACACAGUUACAGCUCAGGUUCUCUAACUACUAGUAGGUUUCCUGACUACUAACAUGGGGUGACUAGUUGCCUCAUGCCCCAGCUGAAAUCCCUCCCACUGCAAUGUCUUCUCUCAUCAAGACAGACUGUUAUUGCCUCAAACUAUGUACCACGGUAAGUCCUUCUUCCCUUAAACGACUGUGGGGACCCACAGAUGUGAGCCUGUUCUGCCUUGACUUGAGGUCAGAGAGUUUGAGCUUCUUUCAGCUCUCUCAAAGUUGUUGACAACAGGUGUAGCUACAAAUCCUGGAUUAGGGUGUAGAUACUUGGUGUUUUAGACAUUAAGAUGGCCCAUAGGGGUGACUCCGCUCCACCUUGACCAAAGGGUAGGGAAUUCAAGCCUAUUCCUGCUCCUUCAUUUUAAAAUAGGGGUUUGACAUAGGGAGUGGCUGCCUACAGGAUUCUUGGUCUGGGGUUUAUCUAUUAUAUAUCCUGCCCAAAACAUCCACUGCUUUAAUCAGGAAACAAUGACUUGAUGUCUCAAGUACUGAAGCAAGAACUGUUCUGGUCGUCCUUUGUGUCAUGUUAAAGCAGUCUUUUGCCUUCUUCCCCCACUUCUGUAUUGGGGUAUAGAAGUGUAUGGAAAAUAAAUGCAUGUGGAUUCAGUAUUCAGUAUAUACUAAGUAUACAGUAUCCUGUGUCUCUGUAUUUCUUUCCUAUCUCUUUUCCUUCUACCUAAUGGUUCUAAUACACACACCCUUACCCUGGAACGGACAAACCUGCCAUGGCUGGAUGGCAACAGAAGCCACCCCAAAAUGUGACUUAUGACAAGUUACUUCUUUAUGGGCUUUUCCUCACAGAGAUGAGAAAUGAAACCAAUGCAGGAAGUCGGGAAGGAUCUAUAUGAAACACAAGCUCUUUGGGAGAAGUUUGUUGACAGAAUCAAGAGUUAAGGAAAGGGACAAACAGUUUGACUUUCUCCUUAGCCAGUGUUCUUAGGGGAGAAAGUGAAUUCAUCACUCAAGUUUCUGGUAUGAGAAAUUCAGACUUGACAUUUGUUGAUGAAAAACUUACCAUUGCUCUUAUUUUUAUUAUUAACUUAAAAGCAUAUAUGCUAGUGUUUACAAAUGGGUUUUAAAUUUUCAAAUGUUAAAAUGGAAGAUACACAAUGAAUCAUAAAUCUUUACACAUCCCACUUUUUCCUUCCCAAGAAAUCUCUCUGUAUUAUAAGAAAUCAUAAAGGUUAGGUUGUUAUAGUAGAGAGAUUCAAUAAAUACUUUUCUUUCUCUGUACCAAUAUAUUAGUUACUUUUCUUGUUGCUCUGACAGAAUAUCCAAUGAAAACAACUUGAAGAAGGAAGAGUUCAUUUUGACUGACAGUUUGAGGGUAUAGUCUGUUGUGGCUAGGGAGGCAUGGUGACAGGAGCUUGAAGCAGUUUUUAUAUUGUGUCUGCAGUCAGGAAGCAUAGGGAAAUCAAGGCUGAUAUUCAGCUCAUUUUCCUUUUUAUUCAGUCCAGAAUCUCAGGCUAAGGUAUGGGUCAUUCAGUUAAAGUGGACCUUCUCACCUCCAUUUACCUAGUCUAGAUAAUCCCCCAUAAGGCAUAUCCAGUAGCAACCCUAAUUCAGAAACUCUCUUACAAACAUCCCAUGAGGUCUGACUCCUUGGCAAUUCUAGAUUCUGUCAAGUAGAUGAUCAACAUUAGCCAUCAUACCUACCAUUGAUUGACCUAAUAAAGACAGUUGGAGUUAAUAUCAAGACUCUACUCUGCAUGGGUGUCCAAGUUCCCUUGCUCUUGCUAUACUGCUGUGCCCUAGAAAAUUAGCAUCAUCUGCAUGGCCUGUACUAACUUACUACAACAACUAGAUUCAAUUCAAAAUGUCCCACACAGGGGCUGGAGAGAUGGCUCAGAGGUUAAGAGCAUUGCCUGCUCUUCCAAAGGUCCUGAGUUCAAUUCCCAGCAACCACAUGGUGGCUCACAACCAUCUGUAAAGGGGUCUGGUGCCCUCUUCUGGCCUGCAGGAAUAUACACAGACAGAAUAUUGUAUACAUAAUAAAUAAAUAUUUUAAAAAAAAUGUCCCACACAUUGUGACAAGGGCUCAAAAAUCAAGACAAACUACAAUGGUAUAGUCAUAAUAUCUAGUCUCACCCAUGACAUGUUGUCUUUGUCCAUCAGUGAAGACCUAAUUGACUGUACUUAACUACUAAGUCUGCUAGGAAAUACACUAAGCAAAGUUAUAAUAAUGGAAGAAAAGAAAUACAGAUUUAGUAUACUCCUAAGAGUUUCUGCCACAACUCCUAGUUUUCAGUACACAUCCAAGCCUUUAUCUCUUCUUCAACCAUAAAAGAAAAAACAAGAACACAUCUCCUUUUUGGUUUGGUCUGGAUUUGCUUGCAAUAUUUCUCAAAGUGUAGACUUUUUCAAAGCUUUUUUAAAUUAUUCAUUUUUAUGUCAUGCAUUUUAGUGUUUUGCCAGCAUUAUGUAUAUGCACCAUGUAGGUGCUGGGUAUUGAACCUGUGACUCUGCAAGAGCAACACAUGCUUGGAACCACUGAGCCAUCUCUCUUAUCCCUCAAAAUGCAUACUUUUCAACAAGUAUAUAACAUCUGCUUUAAUAAAUACACCAUAAUGUAUUUUCCCAUUCUUUUACUGCUGAACAUUUGGAUCGCUUCCAAUAUUUUGCCAUUGGAAAUAAUCACAUAAGACUUAUGUCUUUGUGUUUAUAUACACAUGUUGAAAGUAAAAUAAUUUCAGAGCAAUAACACUUAAAGAGUCAUCUGAAGAUCAGUGAACUGAAUAUUCCUGGUUUGUGAUGAGGUCAAUACAGAAAUUGUGAGUUUCUGUAUUUGACCAUAUCAAAUCGAUGAGAUCAUGACAUCCAUGAUCAGUGAUUUUUUUGGCAGAUGGGAAAGUUUUUCUAAAUCGUAUUUUCUAUCACAGGCAGAUAUGUGCCCUAGUCAUUUCACCGCAAAGCUAAUAAAUAACUAUUUUUUUUUUUUUUUGG
Alexandromys fortis (reed vole) is the source of this 9100-nucleotide messenger RNA. It is a transcript of the gene Tlr8, whose product is annotated as toll like receptor 8. Gene Ontology annotation, cellular component: plasma membrane. The record is from RefSeq and is a predicted model, not a curated record. Bases 90 to 3176 code for a protein of 1028 amino acids. Gene Ontology annotation, molecular function: pattern recognition receptor activity; transmembrane signaling receptor activity; protein binding. The transcript is spliced from 2 exons. Gene Ontology annotation, biological process: defense response to virus; immune response; canonical NF-kappaB signal transduction. Lineage: Eukaryota; Metazoa; Chordata; Mammalia; Rodentia; Cricetidae.